AUGGCUUGGGUGAUCAGACAGCCGGCGUGCCAAAGCAGAACGUUCUGGCGGAUGACCCCACAACUGGUCCUUCGAAGCAGCCACAGAUACUGCAGCGGCCUGGGGAGAGGUGCCGGUGAGAAGGUUCGUACUGCACCAGCUGCUCCGCUUGUUCUUGAUGUGGUGCACUACGUUCCGCGCUUUCCAGUCGACGAGGUUCUCCUCACUGACCUCCAGCAUUCUGACUUGGUGUCCCCCUUUGGAAAUUGGGCAAUGAAACAGGACACAGGUGAGGAGCCUCCUGUCAGAGCCGACAUUUCACAGGGUUUACGCUUGUUGGUGCUACUUCGGGUGACGGUGGAGAAGGCAUCAGGGUACAAAUCAUCAAAAAAGACGUUCUUUGUGCCUUUCUUGGUGGACACAGGAUGUCCACAGACCUUCCUUUGCAAAGCGGACUACGAAAAGCUUGGCAUCGGCAAUGCUAAUAACACCUACAUUGAAGGCUCUUUUGCACAGCCGUAUGAGUCGGUGGGGCACUUUGAGGACAUCAACUUGCUGGGAACCGACGUGCUCAGGAAGACCAACCUCUUUGUCGACUAUCAAGCGGGCAAGUUGCAUCUUGGUUUCUUCGAACAAGGCACGACCUCAACCUCAUCCGUUUUCUGGGUGAGGGAGCUGAUCCGCAAGGACAAACAGCUCACGGUCGAUGACGGCGAGGAGUUUGAGCCCACGGGCAAUGCGUUCCAAGUGAAAGGAGCUUUCGCCAACUUGGAUGACCUGAAGGAAGGAAUAAAGAACAAGGCGGAGCUCUCCAUUCCUUCGUUCAAAAUUGACAUAUACAGCCAGGAGGAUGACAGGAACUGGGUGAAGGAAGAAACGAUGUCAGCAAGUCUGCGCGACACAACUGAGUCAGAUUGCUACGGGUUCACGCUGCCACAAAAGACGGACGAUGUGUAA
Messenger RNA from Symbiodinium sp. CCMP2592, 936 nucleotides. The record is from the annotation of a GenBank genome assembly. Lineage: Eukaryota; Dinophyceae; Suessiales; Symbiodiniaceae.